Molecule: messenger RNA, 1357 nt
Organism: Papaver somniferum (opium poppy)
Lineage: Eukaryota; Viridiplantae; Streptophyta; Magnoliopsida; Ranunculales; Papaveraceae
Exons: 2
Coding region: 224-1135 (303 amino acids)
Source: RefSeq, a predicted model, not a curated record
AAGAAGAAGAUUUCAACUCCUACUUAUUAUUUCAAUUCCUUUCAUCACCCAAUUCUUCUUCUUCUUCAUUAGAAUUCCACAACGACUCAAUCGAGAAGACGAAAGAGAAAGGUGGAGAUUUAGGGUUUCAUAAAAUCAAUCCAGAGAUUGGAAAAAUUGAAGUUAGGUUUUUUUUUUUCUGUAUUGAUUGAUUGAUUUCUGGAAAAAAAAUCGAUCAAAUCAAAUGGCUUCUUCUUAUAUAGGAAUCAGAUGUGGUGGUUCUAUUCUGAAAUCAUCUAUUGAAUCUUCAUCUUCAUGUUGUACUUGCCUUCAUUUCCAGAAUCAUCAUCUCAAAUUGAAUCAGCAGCAGCAGCAGAAGCAGAAGAGAAUCAUAUGCUCGAUUUCGAAUCUUGAUUACAACAAUACAAGAGCAGUAUUGAGUAAUUGUUCUGCAUCUACAACAACAACAGCUUACUCAGAUACUGUUUUCGGAACAGAAAUGAAGAAGAAUCAACAGAUACAGGAUAAUGCAGUUUCAGCAGCUGUCAGAGAAAUCAAGGUUGGAGUGUAUGGAGAUGAAGAGGAGGAGAAGGUACCUUCUGCUCCAAUUUCUGCAGACAAGCUUGAUGAAUGGAUGACAUUUUCAGUUCCCGAGAUUGUGAAGAACAUAGGCGAAGCGCCGCUACUGGUGCACAUUUACUCAUCUAUAAGUAAAGGAGUUGGGGGAAUCUCAUCAAUUGGAUCUUCUUCUUCUACAGCUAAUGCCACUGCUGCUGCCGAACCAGUGCUUGAAAAAACGAAGGCUGACGCAGAGAGUUGGAGUGGUGUUACAAAGAGAUGGGAGGAAGGGAGCCCUGUACCUGACGGAAUCAUACUGGUUGAACAGCUAAAGAUGGAGGAGAAUGACGGUGGCAAGGAGGAUGAAAGUGAUGAGGUAAUUGGGUCCUCGGAUAUGAGUGGCGGUAGCAGCACAAAGACAUGGGGGGUGGUUAUCCAAGGUAGAGGAGUUGAAUCUGCAUCAUCUUGUUAUAUUCUGAAAACAUGUAGAGUUGGGUCAUCACUUGGGUUCUGCACUCACUUCUGCUUGGCUAGAGCUAAGUGUUUUGGCGAAAGCGCAGAUUUACAGCUCAAGUACUCAUGGUUACUUGGUCACUGAAUGGCGCAAUUAGAACAAGGCCGUGAUGCGCGGAGUUGGGAGAAUGGGGAAAUGUACAUAGAUAUGAACAACUUUAGAGAUGAGUAGUUGAUAUUGAUUAUUACCCUCAAAUUGGGUUUGUAAUUGUCUGGAUGAUUUCAUACAUUUUUUACAGCAAUACAAGAUUGAUGUAACAAAUGCUUGAUUGAAUUGAAUAUAAAUAAAGUAGAACUUCUUAUCUCA